Messenger RNA from Dichomitus squalens LYAD-421 SS1, 1680 nucleotides. RefSeq names its product N-acetylhexosaminidase. Bases 1 to 1680 code for a protein of 559 amino acids. Gene Ontology annotation, molecular function: beta-N-acetylhexosaminidase activity. Gene Ontology annotation, biological process: carbohydrate metabolic process; glycosaminoglycan metabolic process. The transcript has 13 exons. The record is from RefSeq and is a predicted model, not a curated record. Lineage: Eukaryota; Fungi; Basidiomycota; Agaricomycetes; Polyporales; Polyporaceae. Gene Ontology annotation, cellular component: membrane.
AUGGUACUUCUCCUCUCUCCUGCGCCGAGAUAUACAACUGCGUUGUGGCCAAUACCCAGCUCCCUGUCGAGGGGCGCUACUGCCGUCAAAUUAUCCUCAGUUUUUGACAUUCACAUCGACAUCUCUAGUCCGCCUGCUGAUCUCGUCGCAGCUGUUUCGCGUACCCGGUCCAGGAUUACUACGGAUCGCUUCCAGCGACUUGUUAUAGGCAGAAGCUCUGCCGAUAUCAGCUCCAUCUCCUCCGCUCGUACGCUUACCUCGCUGAGCCUCGCUCUGCAUCCCGGCUCUCUUGUGCGGAGCAUAGCCGAUGAAACGAACCAGCCAAUCACUUCCAGGAGCGAAGUUUAUUCACUAGCAAUCACGGGUGAUAGGCCAUCAGCUAUUCUUAUAGCCAAUUCAACCCUUGGGCUGUUCAGAGGACUUGCGACCUUCGAGCAGCUAUGGUAUGACCUUAAUGGGACGAAGUACUUGCUCGACGGCGGGAUAGACAUUGUGGAUCAGCCUGCAUUCCCUUACAGGGGGUUCUCGUUCGACACCUCCAGAAACUUCUAUCCUGUCGCCGAUAUUCUGCGCACUAUCGACGCGAUGUCAUGGGUCAAGCUUAGCAUUUUGUAUUGGCAUGUCAUCGACAGCCAAAGUUUUCCUCUGCAUGUCGAGGCAUACCCUGAGCUCGCUGAGAAAGGAGCGUACUCCGCCGAGGAGAUCUAUUCCCAGAACGAUAUCCGGACUAUCGUUCAGUAUGCUAACGAGCGUGGCGUCGACGUCGUGAUGGAACUCGACUCGCCUGGGCAUACCACCGCCAUCGGUGCAGCGCAUCCCGAACUCAUCGCUUGUGCGGCAAAAUCUCCGUGGGCAAGCUAUGCGUCAGAGCCGCCUGCCGGCCAGCUGCGGAUCGCCUCCCCCGCAACCGUCGAGUUUGCGAAGACGCUCUUCGACUCCGUGGCGUCCGUGCUGCCGAGCAAGAUGAUGAGUUCCGGUGGAGACGAAGUCAACCUCCCUUGUUGGGAGGAAGACGAGGAGACAGAGACAGAUCUAGCAGAGCGGAACAUCACGAUCGCAGAUGCUCUGAACGACUUCGUACAGGCUGUGCAAGGGGUGAUAACAUCUCACGGAAAGACGCCAUUCAUCAAAAGCGACAUGGUGCUCACCCACAAUGUCCCCGUUGUCAACGACACUGUAGUUGUCGUUUGGCAGACAUCAGAGGAUGCUGUGUCAGUGGCCGAAAGAAAUCUUCGGUUCAUACACCAACCUUCCAACUAUUUCUACCUAGAUUGCGGUGCGGGCGAGUGGUUGGGGAACGACGUCUUAGGGAACAGCUGGUGUGACCCAUUCAAGACAUGGCAAAGGGCGUACUCGUUCGAUCCGUUGGCCAAUCUCACCGAAGAUCAGCAUCACUUGGUCCUCGGAGGCCAGAUGCCAAUCUGGAGCGAGCAAUCCUCUCCGGAGAACCUCGAUCCCAUCAUUUGGCCACGGCUUGCUGUAGCUGCAGAAGUGUUCUGGACAGGCGCGACACUGCCUGACGGGUCACCUCGCUUGGGGCCCAACGCGACGAGCGGCAGGAACGCCCUUGCUCGCCUGAAUGAGCUACGGUAUCGCCUCGUCGACCGCGGCGUGAGUGCCAUCGCUCUGCAGCCCAAGUGGUGUGUCCUGCGACCGGGAGAAUGUGAUCUCGACUCGUAA